Messenger RNA from Gasterosteus aculeatus aculeatus (three-spined stickleback), 1985 nucleotides. RefSeq names its product calcyon neuron-specific vesicular protein (gene caly). Gene Ontology annotation, cellular component: endosome; membrane. Gene Ontology annotation, molecular function: clathrin light chain binding. The record is from RefSeq and is a predicted model, not a curated record. Lineage: Eukaryota; Metazoa; Chordata; Actinopteri; Perciformes; Gasterosteidae. Gene Ontology annotation, biological process: endosomal transport; clathrin coat assembly.
CGUCUCUUUAGCGGCGCGAUUGUCCUCCGCUCCAGUGAAUAAACGGACGCGCAUCGCAUCUUUAAUCGGGGGUUGCGUGGGCCUCGGUCGCCGUGCCUUAUUUGCGCCACCAACGCCUAACGCAAACGGCUGUGUAGCUUAUCGAAGGUCCUCUGGGCUUCUGGGACAUUAAGUCUGUCCAGGCAUUUUUAGGCCCCCACAGUAGCCAUGGUGAAAAUAGGCAGCAAUCUGUCUGACAAACUGGAGAAGCAGCCGUCAGCGGACGACGGCUUCGAUAACAUCCCCCUCAUCACACCCCUGGAGGUCAACCAGCUCCGGCAGCCGUUUGCAGACAAGGUCAUUGUGAAGACGGUGACGCAAUAUCAGCUGCAGCAGAAGAAGAACAAGCUGUACGUGCCCAACAUCAAGAAGCUGAAUAUCAACUUCUACAGUGAUGUUUCUGACAAAGCCAAGAUUACAGGUCUGAUCCUCAUCACUUUGGCUUUCCUGACCAGCUUGCUCCUCCUGCUCAUGUACAAAGCCAUGUGGUACGACCAACUUACCUGUCCAGAGGGUUUCAUUCUUAAGCAGAAGCAUUGCACCCCGGCAGCUCUGGAGAUGUACUACACAGAGCAGCAGGAGGAGCAGGACCCGGGCGUCCGUGGCGGGGUCAACGCCGGGCUGUACGCCGCCCUCAGCCGCCUCAACCAGGUCAAGAGGACUGGGCCCGAGCUGCCAUCGCCGUGGUUACCAGUCGUCAGUGCUCCGAAAGAGGCCGAAGCGGCCAAACAAAGUAGUGAGCAGCUGAGAGGAGCGCUCGAGAGAGAGGAGUGACGGGUCCGACAGAAUUGCUCCCGUUAAACGGAAGAAGUGAUGAUGGGGCGGCAGAGUAGAUACAGUUUUGAUUGUAUUUGUUCAGGAAUAGAUUUUAGUUUCCCUCGUAGUCCAUCAAAUCACUCAUUUAUACUGGUGCUCCAAAACCAUAAAGGUGUCUGUAUAACUACUGACAAUUUAAAUCAGCUCUGUAAACCUCAUGUUUACUCAACUUCAAUCCAAUUAAAUUCCGUUAAUUUUUAUAUUAGCGUCUAAUACCCAACUUUGUGUGUGUGUGUGUGUGUGUGUGUGUGUGUGUGUGUGUGUGCGUGUGCGUGUGGUGAGAUGUUGUGGUUUGAAGCAGGAAUGUCAUUAAAGUGUUGAGGAAUGUGCCUGACUUUUACAGUGUUACUGAGGCGUGAGUAAUCGCCACCAUCUGCAUUCAGUGUGUGUACAUACACACUGUAAAUGCUCACAUGAACGUGAAAGCAUAUGUAUUGCAUGCAUGUUUGCAGUUGUUUGCUUUUGUGUGCGCGUGUGUGAAUGUGUGAGUGUGCGUGUGCCCGUGCACAUGUGUGUGUGCAUGUAUGUGUACUUGUCUACGAGAGUUGAAGGUCUGAGAAGAGAAGCGAAGCAACAGCUCGGGCUGCAAAGUGAAGAUAACAAGUUUUUAAUGAGAUCACAGCCAGUUUCUCCUCAUCCCUCCGUCUCCUUAUCUCGCCGUCUAUUCAGUUAGUUUCUUGGGAGAAUGUAUGAAAUCAUCAGCAAACAACCUCACACUUUAAACAUUAAAAUAAAGAACUGUAAUUUACCUUUUUUGUCUGCAAAUGAAAUUGUGCAUGUGAUCAUCUGGAGGAGGUAAAUUGCAGUCCUAUUAGAUAAAGUCAGGGUUUUCACAAAGAGGCUUUGGAAAGGAUCAAAGUAUUAGAAAUGUACUGAAAAAGACCAAGCUCUUUGUCAUUGUGGAUAAAUGUGUGUGAAAGGAAUUCCCAAAUAAAUAAAAUCAUCUCCAUUUCAACGUAAAUGAAUGACGCAAUUAAGUUUGCAACAUGUUAAUUGGGCUGAAAAUAUUCUGAUGCCACUGUACAUCUCUUCAUUAUGUUACCGAGGAUGUGAGCAACUUACUGUAAUUGUGAAUAAAGUUGUAGAGCUUUUAACUUAUUACUACAAAAUAAAUAUCUAAAUUUCAAUAA